AGCCUGCUCUCGCAUCUACUCGAUCAUCACGCUUCAAAGCGAGCUAGUAGCUAGUGACGAACGAUUUUUUCUUUCCAUCUCAUCUUGUGAGUGACCGCCAUUAAAGCGAGACAAAAGAUUAAAAAGUGCUGUUCCUACGUGCUUGGUGCAAAAGUGAAUUACAAAUAAGUGAAAUUUAGCGAGACCACUGGUGAUCCGGAUUGGAUUCAACUGGGGGCUCCCUUCCGAGGAACGCUCCUGCGACAAAACUAAACUUAUUUCCCGCUGGAUUACCAGCGACAUUUUCUUCGGCUGACCAGUUACCCCAAAAGCUACGAAAAUUGAGACCUCGGGGGCCUUCACCGGGCCGAUCAUGUUCACUACGAACAAUAUCCAGGCCGGGACGCCGGUCGGGAUACAGUAUCAAACGACCACCACCGAUGUGAACAAGCAGGUCAAAAUCGACACGCAGAAGGGAGCGCAGCAAACGCCCGAGUUUUCCACCUUCUACGCGAACGUGAACAUGAUCCAAAAGCUAACGCCCACAUCGCAAGCCCUGAGUACGGUCAACCUGGCCCAGCUGGCGGACGACACGAAAACGGUGCAAUAUUUGCAGCCCUUCAGCUACGCGAACUGUGCCCUCGUCAACCAGAUGCAGAUCCCGAACGGGGUCACCGGAAUAACCGUGGACGGACGACAAUUGGUGGUAAAUAAACCAAUUACUUCAUUACAGAAUACAAUUUCCAACAUAAGCUUCAAGUGCGAUGUCUGUGGCCUGAUGUUCAAUCAUUUGACUCUACUGAAUCAUCACAAACGUACCCACAACCAGGAUGGCGAAGCAACGUCCGAUGCCAUCACUGUUGUAACGCAGCCUCAGAAUCUGGUCCAAGCUCAAAAUAUCAUCUCGGAAACAGGACAAAAUCUUGGACAGAUCCAGAUUGUGGCAACUGAAACUUUAGAUCCGGCUCCUCAGCAGCAACAUUUGGAACAACAGCAACAGCAGCAUCAGCAACAACAACAACAGCAGCAGCAGCAGCAACAACAACAGCAACAACAGCAGCAACAGCAACAACAUCAACAGCAGCAGCAUCAUCAGCAAAUAGUACAAGUCACAACCCAAGUGAAAGCUGACAAGAUUCAGAAAUGUAUAACCUGCGGAGGCCCAAUUCAAAACAACCCAAAACGUAAAGGACCCAAGUUGAUCCGCUGCGAGACCUGCAUAAGCAAUGAUAAUGUGCACAACGUGGCAAGAACGGCAACGCAGAUCUUCGUGGCGCCCGAUGGAGACAUAAAGUUCGAAAUUGGCGAAAUCCCCACUGCGUCCAACAGUAAUUCAUCGAUGGAGUCGCUGAUGCCGCCCCAAAUUACCACCAUCAAAACGGAACUUGCGGCAAUGGCGCCUGCCCAGAUAAUGACACAUCCCGUCAAGAAGCGCAACAUGGCCACGGUGACCAAGUGCAACAAAUGUAACGGUUCGGGUGUGAUUAUUGUGGGCAACCAGAAGAAACAUCUGCAUGCCAACAACAACGUAGUGCAUCAGCAUCAAACGCAAGAGAAACCAUUCACGUGCAACACCUGCGGAGGUCGAUUUUCGCGAUAUUCCAGCUUAUGGUCGCACAAAAAGCUGCACUCUGGCGAGAAGAAUUACAAGUGUAACGUGUGCGGGAUAGCGUUCGCAAAGGCGGUCUAUCUGAAAAAUCACACGCGAAUCCAUACGGGAGAGAAGCCCUACAAAUGCGGUACGUGUGGAAUGCAGUUCUCCCAGUCACCCCACCUGAAAAAUCACGAGAGAACACACAGCGGAGAGAAACCGUACGUCUGUGAGGUGUGUGACAAAGGAUUUGCCCGCCAUGCCACCCUCUGGAAUCACCGACGCAUCCACACGGGAGAGAAACCUUACAAAUGCAACCGAUGUCAAUCAGCGUUCAGCCAGGCAGCUCACUUGAAGAACCAUGAGAAGGUGCACUCUGGUCUCAAACCGUUUAAGUGUGACAUUUGCUCGGCAGCAUUCGCAGACCGAUUUGCACUCAAGCGACACCGUGGAAUCCAUGAGAAAUAUGGACAAACCGCACCGCUGCAUCAGAACCAAGUUGUCCACAAGGAGGAAAUCAUCGAGAUGGACGACAAACCACGGGAAGUGAUAAUUAAUACAAUGUAAUAAGCCGCAUAAAUAACAGAGAACGCGGUAUGCACACAACUGGAAUAAACUGAGCUAUAUUUCGUUUGGCGGUGAAAACCUUCUGUUUUGUUAUACUAGUGAGUAACAAACAGUUAUCGUUGGUGGUUCUUCAGUUGGAGAUAGUGGCCCUAAUGUAAAUGAUACAUUUCUCACCCACGAAUGAGUGAUGGACAUUCAUUCCGAAGCUCACCUCAACGCAACAACCAUCUUACGAAGCCAUAUUAAAACACAUUUUUGUAGUUAUUCACUUUAGUUCGGGAAAAUUAAAAAUAGUGAUAAUUUUUAAAUUACAGAAUUAAAAUUUAAAACAAAUAUCGAUGUAGUUUGAUAGAAUCAAUCAUAGUAUGUAGUUUUAACAGUCAGCAAGAGGAUGUGAAUCAGAAACCCUUCGCUGUGAAAUCGUGUAAACGAUGAAAUGAACAGAUUUAUAUAUAUACACACACAUACAAAAGACGCAAAUCGUAGUAUUCUAAGUGAAAAAUGUAAAUACGGCGAUGAUUAACGGAAAAUACAGAGAAUUGAAAUAUACUUCCAGA
Toxorhynchites rutilus septentrionalis is the source of this 2694-nucleotide messenger RNA. RefSeq names its product zinc finger protein ZFP2 (gene Clamp). Gene Ontology annotation, biological process: regulation of transcription by RNA polymerase II; central nervous system development. The record is from RefSeq and is a predicted model, not a curated record. Gene Ontology annotation, molecular function: RNA polymerase II cis-regulatory region sequence-specific DNA binding; DNA-binding transcription factor activity, RNA polymerase II-specific. The coding region runs from base 353 to 2137 and encodes 594 amino acids. NCBI's taxonomy places the organism in Eukaryota, Metazoa, Arthropoda, Insecta, Diptera, Culicidae. Gene Ontology annotation, cellular component: nucleus. The transcript has 9 exons.